Molecule: messenger RNA, 661 nt
Organism: Anopheles cruzii
Lineage: Eukaryota; Metazoa; Arthropoda; Insecta; Diptera; Culicidae
Gene: PDCD-5
Product: programmed cell death protein 5
Exons: 2
Coding region: 99-488 (129 amino acids)
Cellular component (GO): cytosol; nucleus
Molecular function (GO): DNA binding
Source: RefSeq, a predicted model, not a curated record
AGAAAAAAGUUUUGUUUUGGUCCACUUUCCACUUUCGGCUAUUGAAUGAUAAUUAUAUUUGUCCAGAAAACGUGAUUUCGGUAGAAAGUUACUAAAAUAUGGACGACUCCGAGCUAGAGGCCAUUCGUCAGCAGCGACUGCAGCAGAUGCAGGGGGGCUCCAGCGCGGAACAACAAAAAGCACAACAGGAGCAGCGCCAAGCGCAGGAAGAGAUGAAAAACUCCAUGCUGGCCCAGUUGCUGGACCAGGACGCACGGGCUCGACUCAACACGCUGAAGCUAAGCAAACCGGAAAAAGCGCAAAUGGUCGAAGGCAUGAUCAUUCGGAUGGCCCAAAUGGGACAGAUUGGGGGAAAGUUGGAUGACGCCAACCUGGUGAAGCUACUGGAGAGUCUCAACCAACAGAUGCCGCGCAGCAACUCGACUGUAAAGUUUGACCGGCGAAGAGCGGCACUGGAUUCCGACGAUGACGAUGAUUACGGCAUUUGAGCGGAAGGCGGAUCGGUGCGAUCGGAGUAUCAAUUACCUGCGGACGUCUCUCAAUAGAUGGGCCCCAAAUGGAUCGGUCAUCAUGCCAUUUGCCUUGCUGUCGACACCUCAAUAAACUCAAUACGCUCCCCGCGAAGGGGCGGAAAAUUGAAUAAAAAUUAGGAUUUUCUCUU